Messenger RNA from Ictalurus furcatus (blue catfish), 1113 nucleotides. It is a transcript of the gene mcrip2, whose product is annotated as MAPK regulated corepressor interacting protein 2. NCBI's taxonomy places the organism in Eukaryota, Metazoa, Chordata, Actinopteri, Siluriformes, Ictaluridae. The coding region runs from base 421 to 855 and encodes 144 amino acids. The transcript has 5 exons. The record is from RefSeq and is a predicted model, not a curated record.
CUCUCUCUCUCUUUUUUUUUUUUUUUUUUUAAGUUGUGUAACCCUCUUCACGGUGUAGUGUUACUUCACUUCAUAACAGUGUCCUUGCUGCAAGAGAGAAGUUCACCCGAAAUCAAAAGGGACCUCUAACACUGGCGAUCAAGGACACCGCGAGCGCGCGCACACAACACACACACACCAGUUCAGCACGCGCACUUCUCUCUCUUCUCACCUUGAGCCGCGUAACCUACACAUUUUAUUUUGGGAUAACAAAUCGUCCUGGUCCUCAGACAGAUCUUCACCAGCUCGCAUGCAAACCGGGAAUUUAAUUUAGCUGCGCAGAGCUCGUGGGACGUUUUGCAGUGUGUGUGUGUGUGUGCGCGCGUGAGUGAGCGUGUGUGCAUGUGUGUGGCGGUGCUUUAAAGGAUCUCGAGCUCUCGCAUGAUGUACACAAUAACCAGAGGCCCGAGCAAACUCGUUACACAACGUAGAACAGGUCCCACACAGCAGCAGAUUGACAGCAAAGCCACCGACUUGAAGCACAAACGGAGCCACUGGCUCGAGUCCAACUCGCCCGCUCCCAAAAUCGUAUUUCAGCGCCUCAACACGAAGCGCUUUCUCAGAUCCACCUCGCCAAAGGAAGAAGACACGACUGAAGGCUUUACGCCGGCACACGAGGAGAACGUACGAUUCGUCUACGAAGCGUGGCAGGAGGUAGAGCAGAAACUUGGUGAAGGAGCUCAGCCCGAGAACGGGAAAGGCCCGGUGCAGUACGCCGAGAGGAAUCCCAACCCCAGCAUGAAAAACUUUGUGCCUAUCGAUCUGGAGGAGUGGUGGGCGCAGCGCUUCCUGGCCACCAUCGCUAAUCCGUCGUGACAGGUGUAGAAGCGGGGCGCGGCGAGGACGUUGGGGGAAUGUGAGGGUCCAGGGUGUGUUGAGAGGCCAGAAUGCACUACAAACAAACGCACACACACGCAUACAUACAUAGACAGAGAGAUGUGAGAUUUUCAUUCUGCUGCUGUAAAUUUGUGAGACUGCAGUGUGCUGAAAUGUGAAAUCUUUUUUUUUCUGGCUGAUCUUUGCAUAAAAAAAUAUGAAAAAACAAUGAAAAAAACAGUAAAUUGUAUUUCAAGA